Lasiosphaeria miniovina is the source of this 2060-nucleotide messenger RNA. RefSeq lists its product as uncharacterized. The transcript has 5 exons. The coding region runs from base 1 to 1932 and encodes 643 amino acids. The record is from RefSeq and is a predicted model, not a curated record. NCBI's taxonomy places the organism in Eukaryota, Fungi, Ascomycota, Sordariomycetes, Sordariales, Lasiosphaeriaceae.
AUGGCCCAGCCGACGACAACGGCGACGAGACUGUCGCCGGCGCAUUCGAUGUCGUCGCUGCAUCUGGUAGAGGCUUCUUCUGGAGGCGUAGUAGACUGGAUGGCCAGCGGGCCGGGCUCGUCGCUCGAUCCGCGGUCGUCGUCGACGCAGUCCCUGGCGCCCUCGGAGCGCGAGCAGCGGCGCACCCUCCUCAUCAUCUACGUGCAUGGCUUCAUGGGUGACGACUCGUCCUUCCGCUCGUUCCCAGCCCAUGUCCAUAACUUCCUCAAGAGCGUGCUGGCCGACACCCAUGUCAUUCACUCCAAGAUCUACCCCCGCUACAAGACGUACAAGGCCAUCGAAGUGGCCACGGACAACUUCAGCACCUGGCUCGAGCCCCACGAGUCUCCGACUACCGAUAUAAUUCUCGUCGGCCACUCCAUGGGCGGGCUUUUGGCUGCCGAUGUCGUGCUGCAGCCAACUCAACCCCCCGUGUAUGGAUCUCCAUUCCGCCACCGAAUCUUGGGUACCAUUUCGCUAGAUGCGCCGCUGCUCGGCCUGCAUCCGGGCAUCGUUGUUUCGGGCAUCACGAGUCUCUUUCGUCCUGCCCCCGGCCUGCCCCCCGCACCCGGGAGGGCGGAGGGUUUAACACCCGGCUUUGCACCCGCAGGGCCCUGCUCGCCUAAUCUCUCCAUCUACUCAGAGCAAACUUCCUCUUCCCCGUCACAAUCACUGGGGGGAAUGUCAACUCCGAGCCUGAUGACAAGUACAUCCUCCUCGAGUGCACAGCCCCAGGGCCUUGAUCCUUUCUUCAACCCCGCCUUCUUCAACGAUGCGUCCUUUGUAGACCGAGGGUGGCUGAAGAACGUGGUCCAUUUUGCGCAGAAGCACAAAGCUGAGAACCUGUUCGGGGCGGCCGCGAGCCACAUUCUUUCGCAUCUCGAGUUUGGCGGCUGCCUGGCCGACUAUUCGGGGCUGAAGUUGAGGUAUACCAAGCUGAGAAAGCUUGAGGACGUAAACGACCUCAACCCACUAAGCGGUGGCAUCCGGGUCCGUUUUAUCAACUACUACACCAUAUCAACGGGGAUACCGAAAAAGAAGCAGCCAGGCUACUUUCCGGACACGAAGUCGCUCGACGCCGGAGCCUCGCAGCCAGUGACUCCAAGGAUAUUGAUCAAGAACCACAGCGACAGCGGCGUGAGUCCCGCGGCUCUUGAGAUGCUUGAGCCCAUACCAGAGCCAGAAUCACCCGACCGGACUCCUGCAGCACUUUGGCAAGAAUCCCAGCUCUCUCUCCAACCCGCAGAAGCGAUCGAAACCGAAGCAUUCGGCGAUCCAGACGCCCUCGCGCUGCCGCCGAUCCCGAACCUUCCCAGUCCUCCACCUGCAGCACCAGACUUUACCAGCAUCCAGGACAAGGAAGCGCGGAAGCAGGCCGAAAAGGAGGCGAAGCGGGCGCAAAAGGCGUACGAGCAGGCUGUCAAGAGCCGGGAAAAGACGAUCAAGGAGCGGCAGAAGCUGGCCGAGAAGCAGCGGCGCAAGGGGCUCAAGGACGCCGAGAAGCGCGAGCGCGACGCGCAGAAGGAGCGCGACAAGCUCGAGCAGAAGGAGCAGAAGAGGCUCCAAAAGGAAGAGCAGGCAGCAUUGAAACAGCAGCAACAGCAGGCAUCGCAGGGGGGGGGAGGAGAAUCCGGGGAGGCAGCAGCAGCAGCCGAGCCCAAGAAGAAGCUGCGCAAGUUCUGCAUGCUGCCUGGCAAGAACAGCAGCACGGGCGAGCGCGACACGGCGUGGGUGCCGGUACACAUGGAGGGCGUGGACGAGGUCGGCGCCCACUGCGGCCUGUUCUUCGCCGAGGGCGCCCACUACGAGAAGCUAGUCAGCGACGUGGGCACUCGCAUCGCCGCGUGGGUGCACGAGGACGCCUCGCGGCGCGCCAUAGCGGAUCUUGACUGAGAUUUAUUGUACAACAGUAAAGGUCGGUGAGAGCAGAAGCGUGAGGUAGUGGAGAUAGCAGUAUCGAGUACAUAAGGCGCGUGCAACGUACAUAGCAAGCAGCAGUAUUUACAGAAUUGAUGCCUACG